AUGAGCGCGUUCGUUGUGGGAAAACGAGACGAGGUUUAUCAGAGUGCGCGAUGUGCAUACGCCGUGAAUAUAGGGUGAAGUUCUUUAUUUUUUCAAACAUCUGAUAAACACGUCAAGACAAUGUUUUCUGAUGAUUAUAGGCCAGGGAUUACGAUCAAAUCGUCAUGGAAAAGCCACAGAAAACAAAGAGAAAAUGGAUCUCAAACCAGUGAAGUUCUUACAUAUCAAGUAGACAUCCAGACUGUGGAACCACAAGACGCAGAAUGUCAAACUGUACCUGCAAGUGAAAUUUUGGAGAAAUCAUUAGCACUUGGAAACCAAAAUGUGAAUGAAACUACUCUUGUAGCAUUUCUGUCUUCUGUGGAACCUAUGAUUUCCAAGCAAUUGAUCAAAAAUUCAACAUUCAACGUUUUUGAAGAAGCAAAUUGGGGUUCAGAUUUUGAAUCAAGCGAUACUUCUAUGAAUUGUGAAUAUUCGUUACAAGAAACCACUGUGAAAAAUGAAACUAAAAAUGAUGAGAGCACAUUGGAGGUUACUUGUUUAUCAUGGAGCAGCAGUGGUGCAUCGAUUGCUGUUGCAUAUGGGAGCAUGAAACAUAUGGCAUGGGGCCAGACAAGAUCAUAUCUCUGUGUUUGGAAUCUUGACCGCUCAAGAUUAGACCAAUUCAAGUGUGACCAGAAGCUGGAGACAGAGAGCAGUUUACAAGCUGUUGCUUUCCAUACUACAAAUCCAGCUCUAAUUGCAGCUGGAUUGUUUUCUGGGGUUAUUCUGUUAUGGGAUAUAUCGAAAGACGAAGUUGUUUACAGUUCCGAAAGCCAUGAUGACCCUGUGACAUCAGUUUCAUGGCUGCAACCACAAUCACGCAAAUAUAUUGACUUGCUAUCAGCAAGUACUGAUGGGAAGUUAAUCACGUGGAAACAGAAAAUAAGUCAAAGUGAAAAACCACUGACCAUUGCCAAGAAGUUCCAGAUUAAAGCAAGUAGUGUAAGAAGCACUACCGGUGCACGGGGAUCUGGUUCUGUUGGUAUUACUUGUUGUGCAAUAGCAGUAUCUGUGAAAGAUGGAAUCGAAUAUACAGUCGGAGAUGAAAGAACGUUAAUCGCAGGAUGUGAGAACGGUGCAAUUGUCAAAUGUGUCAUUGAUGAAAAUAGUUAUGAAGAUGAUCCUGUAAAAUUUUCAUACAAAGGGCACCUUGGUCCAGUAUAUUCAGUAGAUUGGUCACCAUUUCACAGGAAUGUAUUCUUGACUUGUUCAACUGAUCAAAGAUGCAGAUUUUACCACGCUCUACAUGCAUCACCUCUAUGUGAAGUGACUCCCUACUCAGGAUCUGAUCAAUACUUAUAUUCUGUCAAAUGGUCUCCUGUUCGUGCUUUGACAUUGUUCUCUGUUGGAGGAUCUGGUUUUCUUACGGCUUAUGAUGCAAAUAAUCAAUAUGUUAUCAAUUCUGUGGAAAGCGAAGGUGAAAAUGGCAAGAAAUGUCGCAUCAACUGUGUUGAAGCAAACCAAAAACGAGCCCAAUAUGUUGCAACUGGUAACGUCGAUGGUAUUGUUCAUGUCUGGCAGCUUGGUUCUAAAUUCGCAUCACCUGAUGCAGAUGAAAACAACAAACUGAAAGAAUUGGCUGAGAAAGCAAUGUUGGAUGAUUAAUAAUAGAAUAAUCAUAUUGCAGCAAACCUUUGACUUCGGAAUGUAGCAAUCUUCAACACCUAUCUUGUAAAGCACUACUAGCAUAUGUAACUUCAGAACUGAACUGUCUCUUCUAGCAUUUUGCAAGGCCAUCAUAAUAAUUCAGUUAGUCUGAUACUAAGCGAAAGUGUCCAGUCUUAGACCAAAACGCAAUCACUCCUCUGUUCUCUCUCAAAAAAAUCCUUUGCUUUUCGUGAUUCUGUAGGUGCUAUUCGUACAAUAUGUAUGGUAUUGCAUGCGGAAACUGUUGCACUUUUAUUAAAUGUGUAUUUUUAUAAAUAAAAUUCAGCAAAUAUCA
Molecule: messenger RNA, 1984 nt
Organism: Styela clava
Lineage: Eukaryota; Metazoa; Chordata; Ascidiacea; Stolidobranchia; Styelidae
Product: cytoplasmic dynein 2 intermediate chain 2-like
Biological process (GO): intraciliary transport
Cellular component (GO): ciliary plasm; cytoplasmic dynein complex
Molecular function (GO): dynein heavy chain binding; dynein light chain binding
Source: RefSeq, a predicted model, not a curated record